CGGACACACGAUUCGAAUCGGGGCUUAUUAUCGUGAUGGGAGUUCAAUCAAUUGCCUCAUUCACUCCUUGACCCAUGCGCGUCUCAACCUUUGUCCCCGCGCGCGAUUCGCGUCAUCGGCAUGCUUGCUUCGCGCUCUACCGCGCCCUCGUCCGCGAGGGCCGCCGGGUUCCUUUGCCCAGCGACCUGCUAAGCUCCGACCCUUCCCAUCCGCACAAAGGCCACCCUAUCCCGGGGCUCAUUCAGAAGCAAUUUCGUCGGAACAGGGGCGACGUGAGCAAGAGGCUGGUCUUUGUCGCUUUAACUGCCGGCUACAAGUUUCUCUCCAUAUUCCGCGAAGCGCAGUCCCAAUGCUCCGACGCCCACACCAAGAUAGUCUCCCUCGUCCGGCCCAGAGUCGAAGCAGCCCGCCGCCACCAAGCCGCAGCCGCAGCCGCAGCCGCAGCAGCCGCCGCUCAACAUCCCCCCUCCGACUCGCAACCAAAGCCAAAACGCCCCCCACUCCUCACGCGUCAAAUCAGCCCCGACGGAAAAAUCACCUACAUCCCCACAGGUCGGCCAAUCCCCGUCACCGAACUCAGCAAACCGCGGAAAAUCCCCCACGUCUUCGUCACGGCCGAAGGCAUCCCGUUCCUGCGCAUCAAGAAACCGCAGCCGCGGGCCCUGGGCGGGGUGAUCCGCGACCUGACGCGGUCGCGCAUCAAGUCGGUCGAAGUGGCCGAGGCGCUGCGCAACGAGGGGAUCGUGCACGCCGGGUUCGAGGACCAGUGGGAGGACCUCGUGGCGCGGGAGGCGGCGCGCGAGGGCGGGGCGGCGGCGGACCUGCUGGACGGGUCUCGGUCUCGGUCUCGGUCUCGGGGUGCGGUGGAGGACGAACGGAGGGCGAAGUAUGCGGGGAGCGUGCGGGCGGCGUUGGCGGCCAUGGCGGAGAGGAUGCGGCGGUCGAGGUUGCAUGGUGUGGCGAGGACGGAGGCGCUGGUUCGCAUUGCCGAUGAGGAGAAGAGGUUGUUCUUGGAGGAGAGGGCUUAUUGGAAGGACGAGCGCAGGAAGAAGAGGCGGGAGGCGAAGGAGGGAGGGUGAAAGCGUUCAUUCCCUUGUCAGGAAUUCAUGCAUGGGCAACGGAGGGAAGAGAAAGCCGGCUCUUAUCUUGACGGCGUAUGACCAGCGUUUCCAAAGGCCCAGGUAUCAGGAGAACGAAGGGUCAGCUCCUGCAACGGGAGGUUGUACAAGGUGGGUGCAUUGUCUCGCAUCUGCCUGGCACUCAGUAUGGAGGGGACAGCGGGAAAUGCAAGGGAACAGCCAAAGACGACGAGUCGCAUGCUCUGGCUAGCAUCCAAUUUGCGUCGUCGGCCACUGGUGUCGACCAACCCAGGGAAGGGUCACAUUUUUUUCACAUAUACUAACCAACAUACACUAUGAUCCUGGCCUUGUCAUACGGAUCCUGCGCAAAGAGAAGGAAUUGGGAAUACACCAGGAUCGAUUAGAGAAUUGAAUGCGAUGAAUAGAGAGACAAUGUCC
Sodiomyces alkalinus F11 is the source of this 1517-nucleotide messenger RNA. RefSeq lists its product as hypothetical. The record is from RefSeq and is a predicted model, not a curated record. Bases 75 to 1079 code for a protein of 334 amino acids. Lineage: Eukaryota; Fungi; Ascomycota; Sordariomycetes; Glomerellales; Plectosphaerellaceae. The transcript has 2 exons.